Orbicella faveolata is the source of this 2876-nucleotide messenger RNA. Its product is annotated as serine palmitoyltransferase 2-like. Gene Ontology annotation, biological process: sphingosine biosynthetic process; ceramide biosynthetic process. Gene Ontology annotation, cellular component: serine palmitoyltransferase complex. Lineage: Eukaryota; Metazoa; Cnidaria; Anthozoa; Scleractinia; Merulinidae. Gene Ontology annotation, molecular function: pyridoxal phosphate binding; serine C-palmitoyltransferase activity. The record is from RefSeq and is a predicted model, not a curated record.
CCCCUUCUUUCGCCGGGUUGUAUUCGUCACGCACGAGCGUGUAGAUUUCCUUUCGCCAAGCAAAUAUGGUGGCUGGCUCGUACGCGACGAGAAGACGUCAGCAUUCCAGGAAAAAUGGCUUCCACAAGGGAUCAAACGGGUUCACGAGCCAAGAGAAAAACUACGCUGCUGAAAUGCUGGAUGAGUUUGAGGAGACACCUCUUUAUUGCGCCGUGAUGACCUACAUGUCUUACUUCUUUCUGAUAAUUUUCGGCUAUAUGCGUGACUUCAUGCGUAAAUAUGGCUUAGAAAAAUCCAAGGCAGUCAAAGAAACAGGCAAUAAGGGCUUCGUACCACUCUACUCUGACUUUGAAAGUUUCUACACGAGAAAUCUUUACACUCGUGUAAGAGACUGUUUUAACAGACCUAUCUGUAGCGUACCUGGUGGAGAGAUCGAUCUAGUGGACAGGCAAUCACAUGACUGGAACUGGACCUUUAGCUAUCCAGGAACGACUACAAAGACUGUGAAUCUUGCUUCGUACAACUACCUUGGGUUCGCUGAGAAUUCUGGACCAUGCGCAGAAUCCGCUGAACAGGCGGUCCGCGAGUACGGCAUCGCAGGGUGCAGCUCAAGACACGAAUAUGGUACCCUUGCCAUUCACGACGAACUAGAAGCCCUUGUCGCUAGGUUUGUUGGUAAACCUGCUGCUAUGGUGUUUGGUAUGGGGUUCGCCACCAACUCUGCAAAUAUCCCCACCCUGGUAGGCAAGGGAGACUUGAUUAUUAGCGACGAACUCAACCACACAUCACUGGUGUUGGGAGCAAGAUUGUCAGGAGCAAAGAUUAAAGUAUUCAAACACAAUGAUAUGAAGAGUUUGGAGAACAUACUACGAGAAUCCGUUGUGCAGGGACAGCCGAGGACACACAGAGCGUGGAAGAAGAUCCUCAUUAUUGUUGAAGGUGUUUAUAGUAUGGAGGGCUCUUUAGCGAAGCUCCCAGAGAUUGUGGCCCUUAAAAAGAAGUACAAAGCAUACAUAUACCUAGAUGAGGCCCACAGUAUUGGUGCCAUGGGUCCCAACGGAAGGGGCGUUACAGACUACUUUGGUGUGGACCCUGCUGAUAUCGACAUCAUGAUGGGGACAUUUACCAAGAGCUUUGGAGCAGCAGGGGGAUACAUUGCUGCGUCAGAGGAAAUAAUAAACCAUAUCCGAGGUACUUCGCACAGUGCAGCGUACGCCUCCUUCAUGUCACCCCCAGUGGUCAUGCAAAUACUGUCAUCCAUGAAAAUAAUUAUGGGCGAGGACGGCACAAACAAAGGAAAGCAGAGGCUGUGCACUUUAGCACGAAAUUGCAAGUACUUCAGACAAAGGCUUAAAAAGAUGGGAUUUAUUGUGUACGGUCAUGAUGCUUCGGCAGUGGUACCAAUUCUUCUCUACAUGCCGGCAAAAACUGUAGCCUUUUCUCGUGAAAUGUUGAAAAGAAGCGUAGCUGUAGUCAUCGCGGGGUUUCCGGCCACUUCACUGAUUGAGGCGAGAGCAAGAAUUUGUCUUUCAGCCUCACACACCAGGGAAAUGCUGGAUAAGGCUCUGGAAGCAAUCGACGAAGUGGGCGACCUCCUAAAAGUCAAGUAUUCACGAAGAAAGAUAGAUGCAAGGGAAUGAAAGCAGCGACAACUCUCUAAAGAACGAACUAUCAAUCUGGAAAGAUUGCCUGUUCUUCCAGAUUAAAAAAAAAAACAAUAUUACUGUGAUUCUAAGUUCUUGCACGAAAUGGCUUGGUGUAACGAACCCCUACAGCAUCGUUACAUUGUGAAACUUAAUAUUUUUCACCUCAAAGAAGCAAGAUGGGAGAUAUUCAUUUGAACUUACCUAACAUUUCGCAGCAUUAGGCAAGAGAGGAUGAAGGAUGAGAAAGUUAAUCCACCAUAUAAGCCUUGUCCGAAAGGUAAUCCCUCUUAAGUUAUUUUUAGACAUGGUACCCAGCUCUUCCGUGGAUAAUCUUACCAUGCGCGUUGCAUGGAUGUUUUCGUGGAGGAUGAAAAUGCGUGUAAGGCCACUUGAGCUGUUCACGUGACCAGAGUCCGCGUUACAAGAUUGGCUGUUUCUGGACUCUCCUGGGUUUCCGAAACCGGACAAGGUCUAAAAAUACCUUGAGAAGGAUGACCAUGCGAAUAAAGCGUAUAGGAGGGCUAACUCUGUCACUCUUCAUGAUCUCUUGCGUUAGGCUAGCAAUUGCAGUGAUUACUCUUGAGGAUACCUUGUUAGGGAAAGUAUAACGGCUUUUAAUACUGCAAUGCGGCAAUUUUAAGUAGUUAAGGAGAUAAUUUACCGGACUCCAAGGUGUAAAGGUAUGUACAAUAUAUAUCUAUAGAGCCUGGGAUGUUAAGUCAAUACGGGCCUUGAGGGGUGUUAACGGAGAAAGUCUAAAAAGAUAGGGUUUGUAAUUUCAAGUUGCAGUAAAAAAAAAAAAAAAUUUCUGUACUUUUCGGCUGGUUCUGAAGCAUUUUGGUUAAGAGAUGUUAAAAUUAUUCUUGAUGUUGAGGAGACAUCAAUUUUGGCAUACACAGUAACGGUGUGAUGUAACAAAAGUUAUUAUUAAGUUCUGGAAGAAAUCAACCAGUCGAAAUUUUCGCGAAACUCAAUUUCGCAAUUUUGGAAGGUCAAUAUUUGGAGGCAUUUAAUUUAUUGCGAUUUUGGAUAAUUCGUUGAAUAUAAGUAAGCCACGAUCUUUUUUCGGCAUCAAAUUUUCGCGAUUUCGAGAACUACGCAGAAACCUCAAAAUUAGACGCUGCAAAAAUCGCGAGAAUGAGCUUGAUAUAUUUAAUUGAUAGCUUCAAUUGUGAUGUUGUUUAAGGCUGUAACUUCGUAAAAACACAGUAAAAGAAAGCAAUAAAAACA